Molecule: messenger RNA, 2191 nt
Organism: Ipomoea triloba (trilobed morning glory)
Lineage: Eukaryota; Viridiplantae; Streptophyta; Magnoliopsida; Solanales; Convolvulaceae
Product: beta-glucosidase BoGH3B-like
Exons: 7
Coding region: 65-1966 (633 amino acids)
Biological process (GO): glucan catabolic process
Molecular function (GO): beta-glucosidase activity
Source: RefSeq, a predicted model, not a curated record
AUGGCUUCUCCUUCCCUCCACAAAACUUGAUUAAAGCUAAGUUUUAUCCGAUCAAAUCACAGCCAUGAAAAAUGUUCAAAGAUCUCUGCGGCCGCCAUUGUUGGGGCUUCUGUUACUGCUACUAUGCUCAUUCGCCACGGCGGCGCGUCGGCCGGCGGGAUACAUGAAAUACAAGGAUCCGACGAGGCCGAUCUCGGCCAGGAUUCGAGAUUUGAUUGGGCGGAUGAGUUUGGAGGAGAAGAUCGGGCAAAUGGCGCAGCUCGAUCGCGAAGGCCUCACGCCGGAGAUCAUGAGGGAUUACUCUAUUGGCAGUGUGUUGAGCGGCGGCGGAAGCGUGCCGAGGGAGAAAGCCACGGCGGCGGAAUGGGUGGAGAUGGUGAACCGGUUCCAAAACGGUUCGCUGUCGAGCCGGCUAGGGAUUCCGAUGAUAUAUGGGAUUGAUGCUGUUCAUGGGAACAAUAAUGUCUACAAGGCUACUAUUUUUCCCCACAAUAUUGGAUUAGGUGCAACAAGAGAUCCUCAACUAGUGAAGAGAAUUGGUGCUGCAACUGCCCUUGAGACUAGGGCUACUGGCAUAACUUAUGCUUUUGCUCCAUGUAUCGCGGUAUGCAGAGAUCCAAGGUGGGGACGGUGUUAUGAAAGCUAUAGUGAAAAUCCUGAAGUAGUGAAAGAAAUGACAGAAAUCAUACUUGGUUUACAAGGAGAUCUUCCCCAGGAUUAUCCCAAGGGCUUUCCUUACGUUGGUGGCAAGAGCAAGGUAGCUGCAUGUGCAAAGCAUUUCGUGGGGGAUGGAGGUACAACGUACGGAGUGGAUGAAAGCAACACAGUUAUCGAUUGGGAUGGAUUGCUAAGCAUUCAUAUGGCGGCGUAUUACCCUUCCAUCCUCAAGGGAGUCUCCACCGUCAUGGUCUCCUACUCCAGCUGGAACGGCAAGAAGAUGCACGCCAAUCGCGCUCUCAUCACCGACUUUCUCAAAGGCACUCUUGACUUUAAGGGUUUUGUGAUCUCAGAUUGGCAAGGGAUAGAUAGGAUCACUAUCCCGGACCAUGCAAACUACACGUACUCAGUUUUAGCUGGUGUUGGAGCUGGGAUUGACAUGAUCAUGGUCCCUUAUAACUACACAGAGUUCAUCGACAUUUUAACUUACCUGGUGAAGAACAAGUUUAUCCCCAUGAGCCGGAUCGACGAUGCCGUUACGCGGAUCUUGAGAGUCAAAUUUGCCUUGGGUCUCUUCGAGAAUCCACUCGCUGAUCUUAGCCUGACUGAUCAACUUGGAAACCAGGCUCACAGAGAUUUGGCAAGCGAAGCAGUGAGGAAAUCACUUGUUCUAUUGAAGAAUGAGGCUUUGCUUCCUCUCCCUAAAAAGGCAACAAGAAUCUUAGUUGCUGGAAGUCAUGCUGACAAUUUGGGCUACCAAUGUGGUGGAUGGACUAUCACUUGGCAAGGACUUAGUGGCAACACCACUAUCGGAACAACCAUAUUGAAAGCUAUAUCAGACACAGUUGAUCCAACCACAGAAGUAGUGUACAACGAGAACCCCGACCCCAACUUCAUCAACUCCAAUGAUUUCGCCUAUGCCAUCGUCGUGGUGGGAGAGCAUCCCUAUGCCGAGUACGACGGGGACAACAUGGACUUAACUAUCCCGGAGCCCGGCCCCGCCACCAUCACCACCGUCUGCGAAAACAUCAAGUGCGUGGUGGUGCUCAUCUCCGGCCGACCGCUAGUGUUGGAACCCUAUCUCCCCAAAAUGGACGCUCUAGUGGCUGCAUGGCUCCCCGGAAGUGAAGGACAAGGCGUGGCUGAUGUUUUGUUUGGAGAUUAUGAAUUCACCGGAAAGUUACCUCGGACUUGGUUCAAGACCGUAGACCAACUCCCUAUGAACAUCGGGGAUUCACACUAUGAUCCGUUGUUUCCCUUUGGGUUUGGACUAACAACUGAACAAGUACAACCUAUUGCGGAUUCAUGAGGGCUAUAUAUAGUAUAAUAGAUAUCUAGGUAGAGUAUAUAUAUUGUGGAUCAGAUCGACAUUUUUUCGAGAUGAUCCAAAAUAUUUAAAUAAAUAUAGGGUCAGAAUUAUUAUUCUUAUGUGUAGAUUGUAAUAGAUUGUCGCAAUAAAUAAUGCAUAUAUAGUCAAUCAAUGUAGUGUCCAAGCUAUGCUCUAAUAAUUAUUUAUAUUCUGUUGAUGCAUGAA